AUUUUUUAAAAGCUAUUUUUUGAUUUUAGGGUUAUGUGAAAUAGCGAUGGGUGGAGAAAAUAUUGCUCAUCAGUUACAACCAUCUCAAUAUGAAUGUUAUCCUGGAGUAGAAGAAAGUGAUGAAGAGGAUGAAAUGGAUGUUAUGUCCCAAUCAUAUGAUUUGCAUCCAGAUUUAGAUUUUGGACGUCCUCGUAGAUAUCGCUCUAAUACAGCUGUGCGCCUGCAGAAGAUGGAUGAGGAGAGGAGAGUGGCUGCCAAUGUGCGUCAUGUGCGCUGGGAAAAAUGUCCAAUUACACUCACUGCUGAAGAAAGGGCAGAAUUAUUUCAGAAAAAGGAUUUCCGCUCAAGUAACAAAACAAAAGCUAGACCACAAUCAUUAUUAAGUGAAUUGCUUAGAAGUCAACCUGGACCACCGGCAAAUCCUUUCAGAGAGUAUGCCAAAUUUAAUGGUGAAUCUCAGCGGGGGGGUCCCAGUGUUCGAUGCUUUAAAAUCUGGUUGACAGUGCUAAAGAGUGAUAAACGGAACUUCCCCAUGAGAGUGACUGUGAUGGCUACAGCCAAGGUAGAGGAUCUUAUUGGCCUGGUCUGCUGGAGAUGCACUGCUGAGUUCUCAAGAGAAGAACACGCGCUCAAAGACAGUGUUGAUUACUAUACUCUUCACAUAGCAGAGGAUGAUGGAGAAGUGGAUUGGGAUUUCCCCUCUCUUGAUAUCUCAGAAAGUGUAACAAAAUUUACAUUUAACUUCCUUGCACUGGUAGAACGUGAUCCCAAAAAAGAGCCUCCGGAUAGAUUUGCAACAAGACAUGUUGUUCAAGUGCCCAGCGAGCCAUCUCAGAUAAAUCGAGAGAGAGCAACAGAAAGUGAUGCGGAGAAGAAGCAAGGGGACAUAGAUGCCAGAAUACGGGCACCAAUAUAUGAAUCUUUUAAAGUGUAUACUGUAAAAUACCGCACAAAAACUGAAGUGCAUUUAGGAGUGUCUGGUGACAAGGUGGAGAUUGACCCAGUGGUGCAUCAGCAGCGAGUGAGCGCCAAGCUGUUUGGUAGACACAAGGCUUCUACCCAUGACAUGGACUCUGUUGUAGCUUGUGACCUGGUGGACACCAAAUCAAACAACAGAGCCUCUUUUAGACUUGUAUACGAUAACACUGCACUAUCAACCAGCCUGGACAGCAGUGGAAGUUCUACACCUUCUUUCAAGCACCAUGACUUUGAAGCUACUGCCGAAGUCGCAAACCUAAUUGUACAGAAAAUUAACCAUAUACUAGAACUAAAGCCCUCAACGAGGCGAAAAGAAUAUCUCACCUUAAGAGAACACAAAUCGCAUAGAAGAAAAAGUUUUCAUCUUGGACCUAGAUGAUUAGAGCUAGUCAUUAUAGGAUUGUAAGUAGUGUACUAUACCUCGCUCGUCUACGUUAAUAGUGACAAUUUAAUUUAUUUGUAUUCAAAGAUAAUAUUAUUUACUAUUUAUACAUAUGUACCAUUUUACAUUUUAUUUUAGAAUCGGAGUAAUGUUAUUGUUUUAAAAUAUACUAAGUGAAAUUAUAUUUAUUGAAAACAAAAAUAAUAUGGUUUGAUCAUUAAUAUUUAAAAAAUGAGUUCUAUAAUUUACUGAGUAAAUUAAUUGCUAUUGAAUAAAUUAUUUGGUUUGAUUUGUA
Molecule: messenger RNA, 1655 nt
Organism: Homalodisca vitripennis (glassy-winged sharpshooter)
Lineage: Eukaryota; Metazoa; Arthropoda; Insecta; Hemiptera; Cicadellidae
Gene: Sin1
Product: target of rapamycin complex 2 subunit MAPKAP1
Exons: 9
Coding region: 47-1357 (436 amino acids)
Biological process (GO): TORC2 signaling
Cellular component (GO): TORC2 complex; plasma membrane; cytoplasm
Molecular function (GO): phosphatidylinositol-4,5-bisphosphate binding
Source: RefSeq, a predicted model, not a curated record